AUGGCUCACACAAAUGAAUCGGUGGUGUCUGAGUUUGUGCUUCUGGGACUCUCUAAUUCCUGGGAUCUUCAGCUUUUCUUUUUUGCCAUCUUCUUUCUGGUGUAUGUGGCAUCCCUUCUGGGCAACAUCAUGAUUAUUAUCAUCAUUUCCUCUGACUCCCAUUUUAAUUCUCCCAUGUACUUCCUGCUCAGUAACCUUUCUUUCAUUGAUAUCUGCCAAUCUAACUUUGCAACUCCCAAAAUGCUUGUGGACUUUUUUGUUGAGUACAAGACUAUCUCCUUUGCGGGUUGCAUGGCCCAGAUAUUCCUUCUCCAUAGUUUUGUUGGGAGUGAGAUGAUGCUGCUUGUAGCUAUGGCAUAUGACAGAUUUAUAGCCAUCUGUAAGCCCCUACACUAUAGCACGAUUAUGAAUCAGAGACUAUGUAUAAUCUUUGUGUUUAUUUCCUGGGCUGUGGGCAUUCUUCAUUCUGUGAGCCACUUGGCUUUUACAGUGGAUCUGCCAUUCUGUGGCCCUAAUGAGGUAGACAGCUUCUUUUGUGACCUUCCCCUAGUGAUAGAGCUGGCUUGCAUGGAUACUUAUGAAAUGGAAAUUGUGAUACUAACUAACAGUGGCCUAAUAUCACUGAGCUGUUUUCUGGCUUUAAUUAUUUCCUACACCGUCAUUUUGAUCACUGUCUGGCAUCGGUCCUCUGGUGGGUUAUCCAAGGCACUUUCUACAUUAACUGCCCACAUCACAGUGGUAAUUCUUUUCUUUGGGCCUUGCAUUUACUUCUACAUAUGGCCUUUUAGCAGACUUUCUGCAGAUAAGUUCCUUUCUGUGUUCUACACUGUUUGUACACCCAUGUUAAACCCCAUCAUCUACUCUCUGAGGAAUGAAGAUAUUAAAUCAGCCAUGCAAAGGUGGAGAAAUCGUCAUGUGAAACCUGGGCAG
This is a messenger RNA of Artibeus jamaicensis (Jamaican fruit-eating bat), 930 nucleotides long. RefSeq names its product olfactory receptor 4K1. The annotation marks the transcript as partial. Gene Ontology annotation, biological process: G protein-coupled receptor signaling pathway. The record is from RefSeq and is a predicted model, not a curated record. The transcript has 2 exons. Gene Ontology annotation, molecular function: G protein-coupled receptor activity; olfactory receptor activity. Gene Ontology annotation, cellular component: membrane. NCBI's taxonomy places the organism in Eukaryota, Metazoa, Chordata, Mammalia, Chiroptera, Phyllostomidae.